CGUUAACUGGGACACAUAUGACUUUCAGUUAAUAAUUCAGUAAUACACACACGGCUUUUUUCUCACAGUUUUGUAACCUAACAUGGAUUUCCCUCUCUCUCUCUCUCUCUCUCUCUCUCUCUCUCUCACACACACACACACACACACACACAUAUGCCAUGCAGUUUUACCGAACACUCCGUGUGCAUUUCAGCAGAUUUCCUCCUGCAUGUAAGAUGUGGUUUUGUGCAGAAAUUCUUGCUCUGCUGAUUUGUCGAGCGGAGGAGGUGUUUACAUCCUGCUCACAAUCGCAUCCUCAAUUUAUAACACACACCUUUAACUCACAAUCCAGCUCUGUGUACGGACAUUGUCCUUACUGACGCUUCAGUCAUGGUGUAUAACAGCACACACGGGUUCUGGGUGUUCCAGGGUUCCAGUGAGCUGUGGGGUGUGUUAGCGGCCAUCGCUGUUCUCCUGCUGCUCUCCUUCUGCUGCAAUAUUUUAUGCUGUGUUCAAAAAUGCCUCACAGCUAAAGGGAAAAAAUUUCUGCCCCGAUUCAGGAGGAGUGUGAGUCUGAAAAACAGAGAGAUGGAGGAGAACCCGAUUUACGGCAAUAUCACCUACACACACUCACACAGUGAUGAUAAACAUGAAGUUGAAACUCCCGCUGAGCCUCUCUCCUCUGCUCGAGACUGCUAUGCUAACCUGAGCCUGAAAGCUCCUAAACCCUCUGUGUCGGGCCGUGCGUCUCCUCUCACAAAGAUCCAGUACUCAGAUGUUCUGGUGAUCUGUGAGGAACCAGAGGAGAAGAUCUCUGAGGAUAAAGACUCCUGCUCGGGUCUCUCGGAUCUGUAUGCUUCAGUCGACGCAGAACGCGUCAAGAGCAAGAAGGAGGAGAGCAACGAGCCGUACGCCAAUCACGUGUGAAGAGUGUGGACAUGCCCACACUGUUAUUAAUCAUCAAUAAACCAGUUAUGAAGUUUACAGACACCUUAUUCACUAUCACCACCAUCACCACCACCACCAUCAUCAUCACCACCACCGCCAUCAUCAUCAUCAUCACCACCACCACCACCAUCAUCAUCAUCACCACCAUCAUCUACAUCACCACCACCACCAUCUUCAUCACCACCAUCACCACCACCACCACCAUCAUAAUCAUCACCACCACCACCACCAUCAUCAUCACCACCACCGCCAUCAUCAUCAUCAUCAUCACCACUACCGCCAUCAUCAUCAUCAUCAUCACCACCACCAUCACCACCACCACCAUCAUCAUCAUCAUCACCACCAUCAUCUACAUCAC
Ictalurus furcatus (blue catfish) is the source of this 1285-nucleotide messenger RNA. Its product is annotated as signaling threshold-regulating transmembrane adapter 1-like. Gene Ontology annotation, molecular function: kinase binding. Gene Ontology annotation, biological process: regulation of T cell activation; T cell homeostasis; signal transduction. NCBI's taxonomy places the organism in Eukaryota, Metazoa, Chordata, Actinopteri, Siluriformes, Ictaluridae. The transcript has 6 exons. Gene Ontology annotation, cellular component: plasma membrane. The coding region runs from base 370 to 906 and encodes 178 amino acids. The record is from RefSeq and is a predicted model, not a curated record.